This is a messenger RNA of Clavispora lusitaniae ATCC 42720, 807 nucleotides long. RefSeq lists its product as uncharacterized. Lineage: Eukaryota; Fungi; Ascomycota; Pichiomycetes; Serinales; Metschnikowiaceae. The record is from RefSeq and is a predicted model, not a curated record. Gene Ontology annotation, molecular function: protein-macromolecule adaptor activity. Gene Ontology annotation, biological process: vesicle-mediated transport.
AUGGAUAGAAAUAAUGUUCUAGUACUAGGUCCCCCUAAGUCGGGAAAAAUCCGUUUUGCCCAGUUUAUCUCAGGUGAUUAUGAGACAGAAACCAUAUCCGAUGAUUCACACAGUGGGUUAAUGUAUAAGUGCAACCUAAAGACGAAAUACUUCUCUGUGGAUGUCAAUCUACUAAUAGAGGAAUUCCCUGAAAGCCGGAAAGAACCAGAAGAGAAAUGGAUAAGUUCCCUUCAAACGUGGUUUGGGGAAUUUGAAAGCGAUACGAUGGCAGAUCUCCGGGAAGUCAUCGAAGGAGUGGUUUUCACUGUGUGCGUUAAUGAGUGGGAUGACAACGUUAUUAAACAGCAAUUGGAUAUACUAAGUAAUAUGAAAGAUCUCCUCAAAGAUAAUGAUCCAUUUUUCAUUGUCAUGGGCGUGUCUGAACAUGAUAUAGAACAAGACACGAUGGCAGACCUCGAAGAUUUAGUUUUACUUAAUGGGUUUGAAUUUGUGUACUUUAAUGAUAGCGGCAUGAAUGAGUUCAGGGACAAAAUGGGAAAGGACCGUUUACUCGAAGUUCUAGAAACACAUGAGUGGACACAGAAGCAUUUAACACAUGUGUCAAAUGAAGACUACAUGGCAUACAAGAAAGAGAAAAUGACACUGAUGACUCAAGGUUUACUACAGGAAGACGAUUGCAAUAUUCCAACAUUGGAUGUCUUGCUUCAAAAGUUACAGAUAGAAAAGCUGAAGGUUGAAGAAAUGAAGGAAAAUGAGAGAAAAGGCUACGUCGAUGGCUUGGUGGAUGAGUUUCUUGAAUAUUUUUGA